AUGUCGUCUUCCGCAGCGAUUCGCAAGUACUUGGGUCUUGAAGAGGGCUCUCAACCCGAUCCGGAAACCGAGCCAAUUCUUUUCCUCAAGCAAUAUCUUACCGCUGGGCUGCCUCCCCAACUACUUUUGUACUUUUCCUCGGUAACAACACCCAAACAACGCUCGGUUCUGCCCGCGAUACGCAACAGACGAUUGAAAUAUACCAGUACCAACCCACCUGAGCUAGGAUUCACCUCGGCAAGUACAACCUGGCCAUUGCUAUAUGAAGGGCAGCAAGGUCGCCGCGGGCAAAGAGAAGGAGAGGCUGAGAAAACAUGGGCAGACAAGGACUUCCUGCAGGGCUCAACAAAACAUCGUGAGGCAGAACGAGUGCGAACACUGAGACGUCAGAAGGUGGAGGAGUUUGUGCCGGAAGAGGAAAGCGAUAGUGACGAUGAGCCGAUGGAAAGUACUCUCCCAGAACCAGUUGACGAAGACGACGCCAAGGCAACCUUUGAGCGUGUCAUUCGGGAGCGAUUUAUUUAUGGACUGCUUGAGGGAAUCGAUUAUGAUAAAGCGGACUGGGACGAGGCAUUCGAUAGUGAAAUGGACAGAGAUGCGGAGGACAGUCACCCGCGUCACUGCCACCCCUCCAAUUUCACCAUGUCGGACACAGAGCAUAUUGAGCAGCGUCAACUUCAAGAUUCUUCGGAGAGGAAAAAGAAGAAAAAGAAAGGAAAACAUAGCAUUCACGACAUUCUCUCAGCAGAGCCAGAUCCAGAAGUGCCGAGUGUAGUUGAGCACAAGAAGAAGAAAAGAAAACACGAGGACGACGCAGAUAAUAAACCAAAGAAAAAGAAAAAGAGGAGAGACUCAGAGGAUCCUGAAGUGCUCGCGGAAUCUGACGCGUCGGGAAAGGAGAAAAAGAAGCGGAAACGCAAGCACGACGAAACGGUUGACACUGCCGGAGAGGGGACUGAACAGAGCGUCCAGCCACCACCCCAGAAGGAAAAGCGACGAAAGGAUUCAAUUACCUUAGGGUCGGCUUCCCUCUUACCAUUACCUUCCCAAGAGACGUUCACAGCCUUUUUCCCUUCCCUCGAAGGCCUGGACUCCAACGAAGACAUUCUUCGAGCCUUACAGAACGCUGACUUGUCCAGCCACACUCAGGGCUCCUCCACCAAUGUACCCAGUAAACCUCGAACGGCCACCAGUAACACAUCGACGUCCAAGAAAGCUUCCAAACCACGUAAAAGCAAAAGCACUCUCACCGACACGGAUACCUCUGAUCAUGCUGAACUGCUGGCAACUAAGUGGCUGAAUAGCGAUCAACUUGCUGCGUUGGCGAAGGAACAAGGCCUGGUGUACAAAAAGGGCGUCUUCUCUACAUUCGAGGCCAAGCUUGCAGCAGAUGCGGUGGUCAAGUACCAAACUCUCCACGAGCUUGCGGAGGAAGACAUCGAUAGGCUCAUCUUUCCUGACACUAAGGCCAAGAAAGACUCUUCGUUCUGGUCUGAAAUUGCGAGAGCAGUUCCUCAACGACCGCUCAAUGCUAUAUACCACCAUCUUCGACGUGCGCGUCAUCCACUUAAACAACAGGGGAAAUGGACAGAAGCUGAGGACGAGAAGCUUAUACAAGCCGUUGUUUCCGUUGGAAAGCAUUGGGAGAAGGUUUCUACCCUGGUCGGUCGCCAAGCUACGGACUGUCGCGACCGCUAUCGCAAUUAUCUCAAAGACCGAGAUGCUCGCCAGACAGGACCAUGGACUGCGGAAGAAGAAGAAAAGCUUAGUGAAAUUGUGCUGGAACUGCAAGAGGGGAAAGAUCUCGACUAUGAUGUUCCCUGGACCCAAGUUGCAGAGCUUAUGGGCGGGACAAGAGGUCGUCAACAAUGUCGUAUCAAAUGGCUGGAUAAACUCAACCUGAAGCACAAAACGAAUGGGACAGGUGCUCGCUGGAGCCGUACAGAUGCUGAAAAACUAAUCAACAAAAUUGCUGUCCUCAACGUUCGUGACGAUACCGAAAUUGACUGGAAAACCUUACGCGAAGAGGACUGGAACCUGUGGAGCGCCCAUGUUCUGCAACGCCGAUGGCUUAACAUGAAGAGAGCAGUGAAAGGGUACGAAGAUAUGACAAUUCCAGACAUUAUCAGCACCUUACAAGCCAAAAACAUUGCCAAAAAGGUCGAAUUCAAGAGCCGUGAAUUUGUUGAAACCGUCAGUGAGGUAACAGGCAGGCGUGUUGCGUGUUGCUCUCAACCCUGCAAUGAACCUCGUGUUUCACGCUCUCUCUCGUCUCCUUCAGCAAUGAGUGGCUCUCCCCGUAUUCCACUCCUCGUAUUCCUGGUCACGCUAUUCGCGUGGAUAUUUGACAGAACAACAUACUUUCCUCAUAAACAUGUCUUCACGUUGACAGGGACCGACCCUGCAGUCAAGAUGCCACCAGCUGUGUUGAAGAAAUGCACUGAGGCCAAGAUUUCACCAGGCGCUUCGUCUCAAUUUGCCAAACGGGAGGUAUCAGACCGCUUCGAACCCGGAGUAAACACGUCCUGGUUAAUCACGAAUGCUACGUUGGUUGUUGGGCGAGGGAACGCAACACACUGGAUUCAAGGCGACUUGUAUCUGGACAAGGGAAUCAUCAAAGCAAUUGGAAACAACCUGGCCACACAACUCUCGACUCAGCGUGUCCUCAAUUUGACAGUUGUGAACGCUAAUCGUCGUUGGGUCACUGCAGGACUCGGUAUGCACAUUUUAUUAUUCUACGUCCGUAGACUGAAUAUCAAGGUUGAAGUUGACAUACACUCCCACUUGGGGGCAUUGAGUACUCCAUUCAUGGCAGGAAAUCUUGAUUUGGUCUCCAGUAAAGGCCCAACGACUCCAUGGCUACAAGUCAUCGACGGCUUCAACACGCAUGACGAAGCGUUCCAGCUGGCAAUGGCUGGUGGUGUCACCUCAGCCUUGAUCCAGUCCGGUGGAAAGAACACAAUAGGUUCACAAGCAUUCGUGGCCAAGUUGCGGCCGACUGUUGAACGGUCCCCUUCGUCAAUGCUCGUUGAGCCACGCUUCGGUUCAGCUCAUCCACAGUUUUGGAGACAUCUUGUGCAAGCAUGCGGCGAGACGCCGUCAGAGUAUGGGACACGUCUUGAUGCGAUUUGGUCAUUGCGUUCCGCCUACGCUCAAGCACGGGAAAUCAUAGCACUGCAAGACUCUUAUUGCGAGAAAGCGACAGCAGGGUUGUGGAGUGAGUCGAUGGGUGCAUUUCCGGAGGACUUGCGAGUGGAGACCCUCGUCGACGUCUUGCGCGGCAAAGUCAAGGUCAGCGCACUUUGUCAGGAAGCAGUCGAUAUCGACGCACUCGUUCGAUUGACAAAUGAAUUCGAAUUUCCCAUUGCCUCUCUCCAACACGCGUCGGAAGCUUGGCUAGUGCCGCAUUUGCUGAACAGAACAUGGGGAGGAUUGCCAACUGUCGCGCUUUUCGCGUCGAAUUACCAAUAUGAUGUCCCAUCGUUUCGAGGUUCCGAGCACGCUGCGCGUAUACUGGCAGAUUUGGAGGUACCAGUGGCUCUAAAAUCACAGCACCCGGUUAUCAACUCGCGGUAUCUUGCUCAAGAAGCCCAAGUUGCGCACUACUAUGGAUUGCCGCCACGUUUGGCACUGGCCUCCGUCACUUCUGUACCUGCUAAAGCCCUUGGAUUAGAUCAUCGGAUAGGAGUGCUUGAAGAGGGCGCAGACGCGGAUGUCGUGUUAUGGGAUUCAAACCCACUUCAACUAGGUGCAACACCGAUCAAAGUAUGGAUCGAUGGCCAGUUACAGAUCCCGUUGCCUCGACGAUCUGGAGAGAAGGGGGGUCAAGUCCAAAUUGGCGUAGGAAAAGAUGGUCGAGGGUGGUCAGAGUUUCCCGACGUUCCGGAUUGGCAGAAGGAGCGAUCGCGGGCUAUUGAAUGGGAGGGCCUCCCCCCUUUGGCGAAUCUGAACAAGGCGCGCAGAGUGAUCUUCGACGAUGUGCGAACGGUCCACCAUAAUGGUUUUAUUCACACCAGCGAUGUCGGCUUCCAUGUUGUCGCUGUGGACGGGCGAAUCGACUGCAUCGGAAACGCGAUCACGUGCUCAUUUGACGCGUCCUCUGACCAACAUGUGAACCUCGACGGUGGAGUCAUUGUGCCAGGAAUGAUGACAUUUGGGUCGACGUUGGGUACAGAGGAGAUUCACAAUGAAUUGUCAACUGGUGCCGGGCUGUCGCUGGAUGCGUUAUCGGAAAAUGUCCCCGAAAUUUUGAAGGAUCCCGGAGCCAUGGUGUAUGCAGUGGAUUCAUUGAUGUUCGGCACCCGGAAUGCUUUAUCGGCGUAUCGCUCUGGCAUUACCACUGGCACAGUGGUUGGAGCCCAAGGCGAUUUCAUAGCCGGUGUUUCAACAACAUUUUCGACGGGACGUCUACAUGCGAUGGAAAGAGGCGCCAUUUUGCAGAAAUUCAGCGCAAUGCAUGUCUCAAUACAUCGCAGUGACCCAUUCUCGAAGCCUCGUAGCGUCAACAACCAAAUCGCGGCGCUGCGGAGGUUGUUGUUGGGGUGGGAGAGUCAAGCCUCAGACACAGGAACGUGGUUCAAGAAAGCAGCGGAGGGUAUUGUGCCGCUCGUUGUUGAUGUUGACAGCGCCGAUAUCAUGGCCACCUUGCUAAUCCUGAAAGCAGACAUCGAGGAUCGGCUUGGCUCCCGGAUGCGUAUGGUGUUUAACGGUGCUGCAGAGAGCCACAUUCUGGCCAGAGAAAUUGGGAGAGCUCGUAUAGGUGUCAUUCUGGACGCUAAACCAGUCUUUGGGUCAUGGGAGACUCUCAGAGGACUUCCGGGCCCACCCAUAACCAACGACACGACGCUUGCGACUUUGAUCAAAGAAGGAGUGAAGGUUGGAUUGAGGUGUAAGGAAGCACAGAACGUGAAGAGCAUGGGUUUCGAUCUGCGUUGGGCAAUGCUGGCUGCCAAUGGCGUCGUCACACAAGACGAUGUUUAUGCAUUGGUAUCAUCUAAUUUGCGCGAGUUGUUGGGCGUUACAGUGGAGGAUGAAGAGUUCGUGGCAUAUUCAGGCGGUGGGCCAUUGAAUAUGUCGAGUAAAGUCGUUGCAGUGAUAGCGUCGGGAGCGGUAGAUAUUUUGCCGUCCUUCCAUGAGGACAUGGUCACAGUGGAGUCUCGGCUGCCUACCGAGGGCGAAUUUCGUCGUGUCAGGCAUCUCGUCCUACAACAACUCGAACUUGAGUUUGAACCCAUCUCCGACGACGAUAUUGCUCGCGUUUUUGCCGAGUCUCCCCACUUGGAAUCAGUUGUGUUGUCUGCAGUUCCCGGGAUAACGGACCGCUCGGUGGUAUUGCUCACCGACAACGCCUUGAAUUUGCAAGGAAUAGAUAUUAGUGGUUGCAACCAGAUUACAGACGUGUCUAUAUUUGAACUCAGUGCCAAAUCCUUGCCGCUCCAAUGGAUUCUACUCAACGGCGUUACGGGUCUCACUGACGCCUCCAUCACUGCUCUCGCCAAAACCUGCUCUCGUCUUUCUGUUCUCGAGCUAUGUGAUCUUCCUCUCCUCUCUGCACAUUCAGUUCGCGACAUUUUCACGUAUUCCCGGAAAUUACGCACCCUUCGCCUUGCUCGAUGUCCGCUGUUGACCGACAAGGCAUUUCCUGCUAUUUCUGCCUCGAGGUCCACAACCCCAGUCACAACUUCGAGCGGUUAUGAUAAGCCACUACCCCCGCGACCGACAAGUUGGUUCGACGAAUUACCUCCACUUAUCCUUCGCCAUACGGCCGACAACCUACGGGUAGUGGACCUCUCGUUUGUUACGGGGAUCACAGACGCUGCGAUUGAUGGCCUCGUCAGCCAUGCCCCUCGAAUACAGAAUCUACGGUUAACAGGAUGCAAACAACUGUCUGAUAAAACACUAGAGAGUAUUUCCAAACUGGGAGACCACCUGGAUGUUCUCCUACUGGCUCACGUGUCAGAAAUAACGGACAAUGGCAUCGUCAAACUGGCGCGGUCAUGCACCAAACUGCGCUGCAUCGAUGUGGGUUUUUGCAGAAAUUUGACCGAUUUGGCUGUUUUCUGCCUGGCCGAACUGAGAUAUAUGCGACGACUAAGCCUUGUUCGCGUCCACCGAGUAACCGAUAUUGCCAUCUUCGCCUUGGCUGAACAUGCUCUUGACCUUGAACGACUGAAUCUGUCAUACUGCGAUAGACUUUCGCUGGACGCACUUCAUCUUCUUCUAAAACGGCUUAUGCGGCUGCAAAACUUUGCCGCCACAGGAAUACCUUCUCUGAAACGGAAGGGCGUUCAUCGCUUCUCAGAUAUGGCCCCGCCGGUGAGAAAAUCGCCUUUACCAAGGAUGUUCACGCUUAUUAAGCGACCCCAGGAUUAUGACGCAGACCAGCAGGCCGCGUACAAUGUUUUUACGGGGGAGCGCGUAAGUGCUCUGAAGAAGUUUCUCAACAAGGAAGAAACUCGUCGUCGUGAGUGUGAGGCCAAGAACAUUAGGUUCACGGAGAGCUCAGACGAUGGCAUAGAUUUAUACUAG
Messenger RNA from Mycena indigotica, 6528 nucleotides. RefSeq names its product Carbohydrate esterase family 9 protein. Gene Ontology annotation, cellular component: nucleus. The record is from RefSeq and is a predicted model, not a curated record. Gene Ontology annotation, molecular function: hydrolase activity, acting on carbon-nitrogen (but not peptide) bonds; DNA-binding transcription factor activity; transcription cis-regulatory region binding. NCBI's taxonomy places the organism in Eukaryota, Fungi, Basidiomycota, Agaricomycetes, Agaricales, Mycenaceae. Gene Ontology annotation, biological process: regulation of DNA-templated transcription. The transcript has 28 exons. The coding region runs from base 1 to 6528 and encodes 2175 amino acids.